This is a messenger RNA of Racocetra persica, 1582 nucleotides long. NCBI's taxonomy places the organism in Eukaryota, Fungi, Glomeromycota, Glomeromycetes, Diversisporales, Gigasporaceae. The record is from the annotation of a GenBank genome assembly.
GAAAUUAUGCAGAACGAAUUGGAUAUUUUUUCAUUAACAAAAGAAAUUGAAGAUGAUUCAUCUGAAGAACAGGAUGAAUUUAUUAUUUCAAAACAAUUACAAGCGCAAAACAGAAAAAAGAAAAAAUCGGGUGGCUUUCAAUCCAUGGGAUUAAGUUAUCCAAUAUAUAAGGCAAUACUUCAUAAAGGGUUUAAAGUUCCAACCCCAAUACAGCGCAAGACGAUACCAUUAAUUAUGGACGGUAAAGAUGUAGUGGGCAUGGCUCGCACAGGUUCCGGCAAGACCGCUGCAUUUUUGAUUCCGAUUAUAGAAAAAUUAAAAGUUCAUUCUGCAAAAGUUGGUGCUAGAGCGAUUAUAUUGUCUCCUUCACGUGAACUAGCUCUUCAAACGCAAAAAGUAUGCAAAGAGCUUACUAAAUAUACAGAUUUGAGGACCUGUCUAUUAGUUGGUGGUGACAAUUUAGAGGAUCAAUUUGCGAUGUUUGCAAACAAUCCUGACAUUAUAGUAGCAACACCUGGGCGUUUUCUUCAUUUAAUUGUGGAAAUGGGACUUGAACUUAAAACCGUUGAAUAUGUUGUUUUUGAUGAAGCAGAUCGAUUAUUUGAAUUGGGAUUUUCGGCACAGCUUCAUGAAAUAUUGCAUAGGCUACCUCAAUCACGUCAAACCAUGCUUUUUUCUGCCACUUUGCCAAAAUCACUCGUGGAAUUUGCAAAUGCUGGGCUUCAAGAUCCAAGUUUAGUGCGACUAGAUACAGAUACCAAGAUUAGUGCCGAUUUAAUGAUGGCAUUUUUCUCUGUGAAACAAUUGGAAAAAGAAGCCGCAUUAUUAUAUAUUCUAUAUGAAGUCAUUAAAAUACAUCUUACCCCCACUUCAUCAGCCACUAUAUCUAAAAAUCCUAAUAAUAAAGACGACAAUUCAUCAAGUACAAUGUCGCAAUCUUUGCUAUCUAAUCAAACAAUUAUUUUUGUAUCAACAAAACAUCAUGUUGAAUAUAUUACAAAUCUUUUGAACCUUUGUGGAUUUCAAACAUCAUAUAUUUAUGGUUCUUUAGAUCAAACAGCUAGGAAAAUACAAAUAAAUAAUUUUCGUGGUGGUCGAACCAACAUUCUGGUUGUAACAGAUGUAGCGGCUCGUGGAAUAGAUAUUCCAAUAUUGGAAAAUGUAAUCAACUAUGAUUUUAUAGAUAGUAGUAAAAUGUUUGUUCAUAGAGUAGGGAGAACAGCUAGAGCUGGCAAGAAAGGUUGGGCCUAUUCUUUAAUUACACCUGAAGAACUUCCCCAUUUACUUGAUCUUCAACUUUUUCUUGGCCGUCGAUUGCUAAUUGGUUCAGCCACAGAUUCAACACCUGAUUAUACAUCAGAUAUUAUUAUCGGGUCCUUUCCCAAUGAUCUUCUGGGAUCUUAUAUGGAAUGGGUAAAAGGAAAACAACAAGAAGUUAAUGACUUAAAAUCCCUUUGCGAUGUGGCGAAAAAUGGUUAUAAGCUAUUUUGCAAAUCUAGAUCAUCAGCAGCUCCAGAAAGUUAUAAACGAGCAAAAAAAGUUAUAGAAAUGAAUAAUUUGAAUGACGUGCACGUUCUUUUUG